AUGCCCGGAACACUGGCAGACGGACCUUCAGUGUCCAUGUCUUUUGCCAACAACUUUUGGGGCAAAGAUGACGCAGGACUUCAACCAAUGCUGGACCGUGUCCAUUCUUCGAAGAUCACAAACGACGAACUGAAGGUUUUCUAUAGCAUUCGGGCCUCUAUCGAAGAAGAAUAUGCGCGCAAACUCCAAGCUCUAUGUCGCAAGCCGUUGGGAUCAAAUGAGAUGGGAUCGCUCCGGAGCUCACUCGACGUCGUUCGCGGUGAGACUGAAGCGAUCGCCAAGGCACACGCAGCAAUUGCCGGACAAAUGAAAACAGAGUUAGAGGAACCGCUGGCAGCUUUUGCGAGUGGUAUGAAGGAGCGACGAAAGAUCAUUCAACAGACCAUUGAACGCCUACACAAGCUGAAAAUGCAACAGACACAGGCUGUCAACAAGACCCGUGAUCGUUAUGAACAGGAUUGUCUUCGCAUCAAAGGGUACCUCGCGCAGGGACACAUGGUAAUGGGGCAAGAAGAGCGCAAGAACAAGGCCAAGUUGGAGAAGACCCAGAUCCAGUUGGCAUCAAAUAGCCAGGAAUAUGAAGCCGCCGUCAAGACACUCGAAGAAACUACUGGACGCUGGAAUAAGGAAUGGAAGGCGGCAUGCGACAAGUUCCAAGAUUUGGAAGAAGAGCGUCUGGAUUUCACGAAGAGCAGUCUCUGGACGUAUGCGAACAUCGCUUCAACCGUUUGUGUCAGCGAUGAUGCGUCAUGCGAGAAAGUUCGCCUCUCUCUGGAGAACUGCGAGGUCGAGAAGGAUAUUAUGUUCUUCAUCAAAGAGCGAGGAACCGGCCAGGAAAUCCCGGAUCCUCCCCGAUUCAUCAACUUUUGCAAGGAUGAUGACUCGAGCUCUGAGAUAGAUGAAGCGGAGGGAUACUCGGUGGCUCAAUUCCAGCGAACAAUGAACCCUGCCUUCCGCACGUCGUCUCCGCAGCCGGCCUUCGAUACAAACCAUGAUCCACAGCCAGACCUUGCAGCUCAAAUGGGACAUUCCGCUCCCCCGCCUGUCAAUAAUGCGCCUGCGCCGGCGCCUCAGCAGCCGCCACCCCUACAACAGCCGAUUCCCCAACAGCAGCCAAUGCCUCAACAGCAACCAAUGCCUCAGCAGCAGCCACUCUUGCAGCAUCAGCCGCCCAUGCAGUCACAACCCCAACAACCCGCGCCACUAGACUUCCGCCGUGGCGGUGCGCCACCUCCCAACUACGAUCCGGAACGACAUGGGGAAAUUGGAGCUGUUCCGCACAAUGCAUACCCUACCGAUGGAAUGACCAUGUUCUGUCGGACAGGGCCACCGUCGGAGCGAGGCUCGGCGCUCAGUCAAUAUCGUCCAUCCAGUCGCGAUUCUCAGAGCGAAGUUUCGAAUGUCUCCAACACUUCGAACCCGACCUCUAUGUCCAGUAUUGAGGCGACUCCGACUAAGAAAUCGCUGACGAAGGCAACAAGCAAUGCUCCACCUUCAAUCUCCGGCGACGAGAAGUCACCCAGGAAGAAGAGUGCCUUCUUCAGCAACAGCCCCUUCCGUCGCAAGAGUCGCCAUGACAAGGAAAGGCCAGCCAUUUCUCCCCAGCAAGCCAGCUCUUCCCAGCCCGUCAGCUCUUCCCACUCGAUGCCUCGCGGUGGCUGGGACUCGCCGACAAAACAAAUGAGUCCGACCAAGCAGAUGAGCCCGACGAAGCAAAUGAGCCCGCCCAAGCAAGUGGUCAACCCACCCAAGCAGACUAGCCCAACCAAACAAGUUAGUCCGGUCAGGCCUUCGGCGCUCCCGCCUAGCCAGAGAUCUGGCAGCCCGGAACCUGUCGACCCUCGAGCCAACUUCCAGCUCAAUGUCGGCAAUAACGUCUUCGAUGUUGCGACCCCCGAACAGAACUCACCGAAGAAGGGAGCCCAGUCUGGUCAGGCGCCUGAAGAUGAACUGGACCCUAUUGCACGAGCCCUGGCGGAGUUGAAGACAAGCGGUAAGCAGUCGGCCUCUCGGGUAUCAGCAGAUAGAUACCACGGCAUCUCGACGCCCACUCCGUCGGUAUCUUCCUCCGCCUACGAAGGCAGGAAUGCUGGUGCUUCCGCCGCUGCUCCGCCGCCAGCCUACAAUGAUCCUUCGGUCAAGCGGCUAGGCGCACCCCAGCCGGCCUUCACGGCAAAGCAAAUGCACAAGACAACCCAGAAAUACACUGGCCAGACCCAGAGCAUGCUUCGAGGACAAAACAACAGCAUGGGGUCCACACAUAGCGGUCAAAGCCAAGAAGCCCCUCGAGCUAGAUCACCAGCACCGAGACGGAGUGUCAGCCCUCAGGUUCCUUCGCCUCGCGUGGACACUCGUAUGAGCCAGAACAGUGGCCGGGGCCCCAGCCCUAGUCCAAGUUCAUACCAGUCUAACAGUAUGCGGAGCCAAUACAGCCAAUCGCCCACUCCGCGUCGUACUCAGGAGCCACCAUACUCUCCGAAUGACUUUGCUCGGAGACCUUCGCCCUCUGUGAGCCACCGUGCAGUAUCUCCACAGCCCCAAUUCAGGCAGCAGGUUCGUCCUUCUAGUGCUGGCGGCAUGGAACUGCAGUUAUCUGGAAGCCAUGAUAUGUAUGGUAGUCCGGGUGGAUAUGCUGGCUCGACUCGGGGAAGCAGCCGCCCCUCCUCGACUUACGGUGAUGGACCGCCUAUUGGGCGAUCCAGAAGCCGCACCCUGGCUGUUGCCGAUCCUGGACGCAAGUUCAGCCGUGAUGGCCGCCCAGUCCUGCAUUUCGCUCGUGCCAUGUAUACCUACAAUGCCGCCAUUCCCGAAGAGCUCGGCUUUGCCAAGGGCGAUGUCCUUUCCGUUCUCCGCUUGCAGGAUGACGGAUGGUGGGAAGCCGAAAUUACCAACUCCCGUGGCCAUCCUGGUCUCGUCCCCAGCAACUAUCUGCAAAUCAUCUAA
This is a messenger RNA of Penicillium bovifimosum, 2943 nucleotides long. Its product is annotated as formin-binding protein HOF1. Gene Ontology annotation, molecular function: phospholipid binding; protein binding. Bases 1 to 2943 code for a protein of 980 amino acids. The record is from RefSeq and is a predicted model, not a curated record. NCBI's taxonomy places the organism in Eukaryota, Fungi, Ascomycota, Eurotiomycetes, Eurotiales, Aspergillaceae. Gene Ontology annotation, biological process: cytoskeleton organization. Gene Ontology annotation, cellular component: cell division site; cytoplasm; cytoplasmic side of plasma membrane. The transcript has 6 exons.